CAAAGCUGUUCCGUGAUACCGUAAUCGCGUACCGUAACUAAACUAACAACAUAUGUACAUACUUGGGGCACAUUCGGGUGAUGUUCGUUCCAGUAUUGGGAUUAGCGAGCGAGCGCGCGCGCUCGCGCGUUACGAUCGACAGACGAUCGAAAAAUACUGAGGGCAGUCGGUCGCGAGCUUUGCGGGUGAUGAACAUCAUCACACCAUCGGUUAACUGGAACUUUGACGAUCGCGUUGGGAACGAUGGUUUCUCAAAGAGUCUUUACGUCGAUUGAAAAGUCGUGUUGAAAAGAAGGGAAACAUCGGGGAAAAUUAGAUUAGAAAAUCGCGGUAGAUCACGUACGCGGCGCGUGAUAGGAGACAAUAAGAGGGGUGGGGGUGGGGGGGUGUGGAGGAAAAGUGGUAGAAAGAAUAGGCAGAAAGAAAGGAGUGGCAAGGGAAGGAAAAGAAGAAGAGAAGGGAAAGAAAGGAAGAGAAAGGGGCGGGAAAGGAGAAAGAGAAGGUGCGGCGCGAUCCCGAGCGCGGAAAGACGCAUGGAAAUAGGAAGUAGCGAUGCAGCGUCUCUGUACGAUUGUUCGCUUUAACGUGACCUUGUUCGUUUUAAUUUGUCACUCGACCAAGAUCGGCGGUGAGAAAAUGGAGAGAACGGAGGGUUCGUUCUGCCGUCCAUUCCCUGGGAUCGCUUUCGAAGGAAGUAAGAUCGACAGAUUGGAGAACGGAAGUUUAUUGUACGAUAAAUUGGUGUACCCUGCCGGAUCGUACCGAGCAUUCGAAAACAAAACGUACGGAUGCAUAUGCAAUUUGCGAACUUGUCUGAGAAAGUGCUGCAAGCGAAACGAGAUUCUGGGGAAAGGCGAUCGGCCAAACUGCGUUCGUCUGUCGAACGGAUCGUUUGCUCCCGAUCUCGUUCUCGAGCAGCAUCAACUCGCUACCGAGUGGAUUGAAGGAACAUCCGGUCUGAGCAAGCUGUUCGUUCUCGUGGAGGAUAUGCAAUGUCCUGAAAAUAUGUCAAGGUACAUGCUCGAGCCGGAACGUUACGACGAUGACGCAUUUGUUCUGCAAGCAAACGGUACUCUUGAAACCGUGGCUUACAAGUUUGCAGCAUGGAAUUAUUGUCUCGACUGGAAAGAAUCUUUCGAAAAGGUGGUCGCCCUGGUUUGUUCGUCCGAUUCGUCCACAGUAAAUAGUUCUUCAGAUCGAGAGGAGUACUUCGAUGUUGGCCUCGUUGUUUCCAUACCGUUCUUUUUCGCGACUUUCUUCGUCUACGCGAUCAUCCCGGAAUUGAGAAAUCUCUAUGGAAAGACUCUAAUGUGUUACGUGGGUUGCUUGAUACUCGCCUACACUUUUCUCGUCUUGGCCAAAUUGAAUUAUCUCAAAUUUAUCUUCUGCUCUACGAUAGCGUUCAUCAUCUACUUCUCAUUCUUGGCUAGUUUCUUCUGGCUGAACGUCAUGUGUUUUGAUAUUUGGUGGACGUUCGGAGGUUUCCGAUCCCUACGAGGCAGUGUAAUGCAACGAGAGCGGAAAAAGUUUUUAAUAUACUCCAUCUACGCUUGGGGUUGCGCAUUGAUUCUCACCGGUGUUUGCGUCAUUGUGGACUUUUUCCCCGACAUUCCGGAAUAUGUUAUCAAGCCACAAUUUGGCAGACAAAAUUGCUGGUUUACAACUCGUAACGCAAGGGCGGUAUACUUUUACGGUCCGAUGGGCGUUACCGUUUUCUGCAACAUAUGUCUCUUCAUUUCCACGGCAUUGAAGAUCGUGCAACAUAAAAAGAACACGGCUCAGCAACUAAAAGGCACGGACAGUAGGCGGCAUGACGACAAUAAACAAUGGUUCAAUCUGUACUUGAAACUCUUCAUCGUAAUGGGCAUCAAUUGGUCAAUGGAAAUAGUGUCGUGGCUCUGCGACAAUUCACCGGCUUACAUUUGGUAUCUUACAGAUCUUACAAAUACUUUGCAAGGUGUAAUCAUCUUUUUGAUCUUCGUCUGGAAAGAUAAAGUCAAACGACUGUUACUAAAAAGAUUUGGUUGUCGCGGAAGUAACGUUCUGUCGAGGACUCGCAGUACUUGUCAUAGUUCAGCCGUCUCUCGUACUUCUACAUUGACGACACAGUUCCAGGAGAAAAUCGACCUCUAUUCCAAUGAUCCAUCUGGCAAAUCAAUCGUUGAUAAUUAAUAACGAUUAUAUUUGAGCUAUUCGUUUGUGCAAUUCGUAAGUAAAUUCGUCUGCGGCUUCCGUCACUUCUCGAUUUCUCGCAAAAGUACCAAAAUUUUUUCCCUUCCAUUCUAUUGGCAUGAAAAAUGAUACAGUGGAUUGAAUCGAAUUGAAAUGAAAUGAAAUGAAAUGAAAUGAAAUGAAAUGAA
Messenger RNA from Frieseomelitta varia, 2360 nucleotides. Its product is annotated as probable G-protein coupled receptor Mth-like 3. NCBI's taxonomy places the organism in Eukaryota, Metazoa, Arthropoda, Insecta, Hymenoptera, Apidae. Gene Ontology annotation, molecular function: G protein-coupled receptor activity. Gene Ontology annotation, biological process: cell surface receptor signaling pathway; G protein-coupled receptor signaling pathway. The coding region runs from base 553 to 2172 and encodes 539 amino acids. The transcript has 5 exons. The record is from RefSeq and is a predicted model, not a curated record. Gene Ontology annotation, cellular component: membrane.